Paramisgurnus dabryanus is the source of this 2574-nucleotide messenger RNA. The record is from RefSeq and is a predicted model, not a curated record. Lineage: Eukaryota; Metazoa; Chordata; Actinopteri; Cypriniformes; Cobitidae.
CUGUUUAAAUUCGCUGGUGUUGAUCCUGGACCAUCGUAAUAAUUUCUGUUUAAAUUCGCUGAUGUUGAUCCUGCACCAUCAUAAUAAUUUCUGUGUAAAUUCGCUGAUGUUGAUCCUGGACCAUCAUAAUAAUUUCUGUGUAAAUUCGGUGAUGUUGAUCCUGGACCAUCAUAAUAAUUUCUUUUUAAAUUCGCUAAUGUUGAUCCUGGACCACCAUCAUAAUAAUUUCUGUGUAAAUUUGCUGAUGUUCAUCCUGGACCAUCAUAAUAAUUUCUGUUUAAAUUCGGUGAUGUUGAUCCUGGACCAUCAUAAUCAUUUCUGUUUAAAUUCGGUGAUGUUGAUCCUGGACCAUCAUAAUCAUUUCUGAUUAAAUUCGGUGAUGUUGAUCCUGGACCAUCAUAAUCAUUUCUGUUUAAAUUCGCUGAUGUUGAUCCUGGACCAUCAUAAUCAUUUUUGUUUAAAUUCGCUGAUGUUGAUCCUGGACCAUCAUAAUCAUUUUUGUUUAAAUUCGGUGAUGUUGAUCCUGGACCAUCAUAAUCAUUUCUGUUUAAAUUCGCUGAUGUUGAUCCUGGACCAUCAUAAUCAUUUCUGUUUAAAUUCGCUGAUGUUGAUCCUGGACCAUCAAAAUAAUUUCAGUUUAAAUGCAUUGGGUUAGAGAACUUGUUAUACUUGUUGGAAUUAUAUUUGUUAACAGUUUUUUUCUCUUUCGUUGUUUACAGUGAUACUUUACAGUCGCAUCACAUAUGAUUUAUUAUGACUGAUCGCACUUUAGAGUCCUUAGUGGGCUGUAUUGGGCCUUACAGUCUUUCAGCUGGCCAUUUAAAAGCACUGUAUGAGCCAGGUUACAUUCCAGAUGUGGUAAUAGAUGCCCUCAUGUUUAUCAUCUGCAAGAAAUACCAGGAUGUGUACAGUAUUUGCACCCAGUCAAUGACGAAGAUUCUGUCCGGAUCACAGAGGGUCAAAAGUCACUACUUUUGCAAGAAAAACAUACUUAAAAGCUAUGAGAGAGUCAUUGGUGCUGUGCUGGAAAAUAAAAAUCACUGGACACUUUUUUUCUGUGACCUAACUAAACAAGAGGUCACAUACUUGGAUUCAUUUGGUGAGACAAAUGAAAAGAAAGAGAAGAUUCUUAAGAACUGGAGUUCUUUUGCCAAGGCAAAGGGAUGUAUCCUGGAGUGGAAAUGGAAUGAUGUGCCCCAUCCACGGCAGGACGACGGACAUUCUUGUGGAAUCCAUGUGCUAAUGUUUGCUCAGGCCCUGCUUGAUGGAAAAGGAUUUGUGGAUGGAUAUUCUUCUACUGAUAUUCCUCAGCUGAGGGCACAGCUCUGCUACACUCUAUUUUCCUCCUUGGAUAGAAGUAUGAAGUGCACAGUGUGCUGGGGUGUCCUAAUGAAAGACAAGGUGUGCUGUCAGAAAUGUGGUGCACACAGGCAUUCGAGAUGUCAGCAAAUACUCUGUGGCAUAUGUCUAAUCUGCAAUGGUGGCAAUUUUAUGUUGCAGCCUCUACAAAGUCAAGAAAGUAAGCAGACAGAGGGAAGCACAAGAGUAACCCCAGAUGAUCAGGAUCAACAGGGAGGAGAAAAAAAAAAAACUAACAAAACAGCCAAAGUGAAGGGGAAAAAAGGCCAAUCAAAGGGUAAAAAACGCAAGGCAGGGGAAUCUUUGAAGAGGGAAAAAGAGCAAGACAUCAAGGGAGACAGCGAGCCACAAACUUUUGACAAGGGAAGUGAUGCAGCUUGUGAAAGCGAGGAAGUAGAGGCAAUUGACAGUGGAGUUUGUUCUCUGAAUAACCACAGAGAGGGCAUUAAAGUUUUUGGACGCUUAGCCCUCACUGGCCAGAGAAAGGCCCAAUAUGUUGUUACAAAUGAAGAAAUUCAGCGCAGAAUAGAAGGGGAGAACAUGUCCUCUAAUGUAUUCAGAGAUCUGCUAGGAGGACGCAAGAAAAAUUUACCUGAAAUAGUCCUCACCCUUCCCAAGAAAGUGAAAACUAAGACCAGCAUUUUUAGUGCACUAACAGAGGGGGAGGCUACAGACCUAGCCACUGGGCUAACCAAAAGCCUUUGUCAAAAUGUUAGUCCACAGUUGGUACGCAAGGACAUAAGUUACCAGGAUGCAGAAAUAACAAGGACAGCUCUUGCUGCUGUACGUGCUAACUUGCAAUCAAGCCUGAACAAUACUUCACCCUUCAGUUUGUUAACCCACACAUUUGGUCCACAAGCAGUUGAUGUCUUGGGUUUCAUUAUAGAGAGUUUAAAAUGAAAUGUAGUAAGAGAAAAGUUUUACUAGCAGCAGCUUUCAGCCUUUUGUGAAUGUUCAUGUUUUGUUAAAUCAGUCAGUAGACUAUUGUUUUAAGUUUUACCUCUACUGAGUAUUUCUACUUUUCUAUAGUUAAUCUCUCUCUCUCUCUCUCUCUCUCUCGUUAAUUUUACAAAACCAGCCCAGUGUUAAGCUAAGUUUUACACCUAUGUAGUGUAAAGAAGUAAAUAAACAUGUUUUAUUGGAAAAUUUUCUUUAAACAGAAUCACUCAAGACCACCAUAAAUAAUUAGAAAUUAUUGUGAUAUUUAAUUGUAAU